Carlito syrichta (Philippine tarsier) is the source of this 2037-nucleotide messenger RNA. It is a transcript of the gene CCDC27, whose product is annotated as coiled-coil domain containing 27. The record is from RefSeq and is a predicted model, not a curated record. Lineage: Eukaryota; Metazoa; Chordata; Mammalia; Primates; Tarsiidae.
AUGCCCUGUUUCUAUGGAGACAUCUGUGAUGCCACCACUGUAUCACGUGGGACUUGGAGCCCUGGAGCCAGCAGGCCCACUUUUGAGGCUGGCCUCCCCUCCAUGCCCCCCAAGCUCAAGAGAGGUUCUCAGGGGCAGCCGGGACUGUCCUCCGGUAGCAAGCCUUGGUCCUGUGACCCCCUCCUGAUGCAGCCGCAGGAAGCCGGCUUGUCCCGGCAGCACAGUUCCAUGUCCGGCUCCAUGGCCAGGGGCCUGGUGCUUCUCCACAGCGUGGCCAGCCGGGACACCCAGCUCCCAGCGUUGAAACUGCCCCAGAAGCCGAGCAUGCUCAGCAGGUCGGCUCAGGCCAUCAGCCACUACCACAGGAAGAUGAGUGAACUCAAGGACAUCAACAGCCUCUCCAGCUUCGUGCCCGAAAUGGAGGAACUUCGGAAAUUGUUCCUCAUGCGUCCCAACUGCCCCCAGUUCAUCACCAGGGCCACGUCCAUGUCCCAUUGUGGCCCAGCCAGCAUGGCCGAGGUGCCCCGGGAGGUGUGCAACAUGGUGGAGACCUGGAGGGGCAGCCAGGAACCAGUCUUGGGCAGAAGGGGCUCAGACACGAACGUGGACGGGCGCUUCCUUCUGUUUAGCAAGAGUGUCUCUGAGUUCAAUUACGUGCAGAAGAGGAGUGAAUCCCAGACUUUGAAACCAGUCACCAGCAGCUCUGUCGCACCCCAGAGCUACCUGAGAAAGAGGAUACCCUGGUACCUCUCAGUCAUCCAUGAGAAGGAUCACCGCCUAUUGCUGCUGGGAAAGGAAGUGCAGCGCCUCUCCAACCUGGAGACAGAGGUUCAGAAGAAGGAUCAGGAGAUCCUGGUGCUCCGAGAGGAGAGGGAGUCCCUGAAGAAGCAGCUGAAAGGCCUCCUCAAAGGCAAAGUCCGACAUGCAUCCAUGUCCCUGGGCAUGAGGGAGCGGCCCUCGGAAGCCUCGCUGAAGCUGGGCGGGCUGAGCAUCCCCAAGGCCUCCAGAGAGGAGGAGGAGCUGCAGCACUGGAGACAGAUGCAGGAAGAGUCUGCCACGGUCAAGAGAGCCAAGGAGCCAGAACCGGGCGGCGAGGAGGAGGAGGGCCUGACCAGGGAGCCCGAGGGGGUGGAGGACGCAGGGGCCAGGGGCCAGAUGGGCGCUGUGCAUGAGGAGGGAAUUAAGGAGGAGGAGAUAGGGGAUGAGAAGGAAGAGGAGGACUGGGAGCUGCUGGAGGAAGAUGAGAGCCUGUGGAGAAGGGCCUACGUGACACAAGGCGAGUCCUUCGAGGAGGAGCUGCUGGCUCAGCUGGAAGAGUUUGAGCGCGCGAUCCUGGAGUUCCAGAGCGCGCUGGAGACCACCAGGACCAGAUACUCCCUGGCCAUAGCCACCAUCACGUCCUUGCAACGACAAGUGCAAUUCCAAGAGUCCCAGCUGCGGCGGGUGGACACGGAGAACGAGGUGCUGCAGCAGGAGCUCCGGGAACGGAUGCAGCAACUGCAGGCCAUGAGCGACAAGUUCUCCAACCUACGAGACGACAAGAAGCACCACGAGAUGAUAGGGCUCAUCGAGAAGGACAACCUCCUGCUCCGACAGCGAGUGUCGGAGCUGGAAAAGGAGCUCACAAAGCGGGACCGCACCAUCUUGGAGCUGGACGCCCAGGUCAGCCAGCUGCAGGCCCAGGUCGAGCUGGACCACGAUCACCUGCUCAGGUGGCGGCUGCUGCAGGAGGAGCUGCAGGGCAAGAAGGAGGCAGCUCGGCAGAUGGAGCAGCAGGCCCGCGUGGCCCUGGAGAGCACCCAGUCCAGGCUUGAAAGGCUGAGAAACAAGAUCCUCCAGGCCACCUUCAGCAUCUCCGGGACCAAGUCCUUGGCCAGCGAGAUCUUAGACAGUGACAUUCUGGAAGCCCUGCAGAGGAUCAUCUCAGAGAGGGCCGACUACUAUAAUCAGCUGAAGCAGAAGGGUGUCAAGGUGCCCCCCCUGCAACUGUCAGAGCAUUCCCUGACCAACAAGCCCAAGAAGGUGGCCUCCAAGUAG